Monomorium pharaonis (pharaoh ant) is the source of this 2199-nucleotide messenger RNA. RefSeq lists its product as uncharacterized. The coding region runs from base 1611 to 2051 and encodes 146 amino acids. The record is from RefSeq and is a predicted model, not a curated record. The transcript has 6 exons. Lineage: Eukaryota; Metazoa; Arthropoda; Insecta; Hymenoptera; Formicidae.
CAUCACUGCACUGUUACAAAUACCAAAGUUGUUUUUUUAUGCGCACAUUACUUUUACCGUUACUUUUUGUAAAAUGUAAAUUGUUACACAUUAUUAAUUUUAUUCCUUUUAUAUCUUCGGCUUUUCUAGAAGAGAUGCCUUUAUAUGAUGGAAAUAAUUCUGUAGGUUUCUGGAGGUGCUAAUUUUAAGUCAUUUAUCAAAAAUAAAAUUUAAAAUAAUGGUUAUGAAAUGCUGAAAUACCGAUAUAUUUAAAGUUGUGUAAUGCGCAUAUGUACAGGGUGCGGCAUCAAAAUCUGGACAAAAUUCAAAUUGAAUUUCCUACCGUUCUGUACCACUUAUAGGUCACGAUUGGCGUCCAAAUAGCUUGACACAUGUACUAAAGAGUCAUAAUCUCGAAACAGUCACAAUGUUGAAACUAAGUGCGGAGUAUAACUGAAGAACCAUGAUUAUCAAAAGUGUUCGCGCUGGGCGCUCAGCGACAGAAAUCAUUUGCUUUUUCGGAUACCCGAGAUCGUCUGUGUAGGAUGUCGUUGCAAAGUAUAAUGAGUCGGAGAAGUCCAACGAAGGUUUUGCAACACCAUUUGGUUCAAAAUUGGUUGUCGGACAACGUCGACAUGUUUUGGUCCAAAGAAUUCUAGCCUCCCAACAGUCCAUAUUUAAAUUCUUUGUACUUUUAUGUAUGGAGCGUGGUUGAAAGGUCACCAACAAGAUCAGAUAUCCAAACGUCGCAUCAUUGAGAGCCGUUAUUGAAGCGGCAUUCGCCGAUGUGGACUGUGACACAUUAAAAUGGGCCUGCGAAUGCUUCAGACUAAGAAUGGAGACGGUUAUUCAAGCAGGGGGAGGAUAUAUUGAGUAAAUGUGUUCUUUAUGAUCUUACAAACAAUUUAGUAAAAAAAAAUUUGUAAACUUUUCCAUUUUUGCAAAAAUUAUGUUUGAAAAAAAUUUUUAAUUUGUCCGGAUUUUGGCGCCGCACCCUGUAUAUAAAAUACUUGGAACAUUAUAUAUGUAUAUUACACAUAUUACAUAUACUACCAAUUUUUUAAUAUUUUAAUCGUUAUUUAAAUUAUAUAAACAAUUAUAUUUGUAGUGAUAUGUGUGCGGGAUGUAUUUUUGAAAUUCUUUUUUACGUAAAAAGAAAUAGAAGUGAUAAUGAAUGUUUUACGUCAUUUAUAACUUCUCUCAUAUUAAUCAUUUAUUCAUUUGUGCGUUACGAUGUGAUACAAAUUUUAAUAAACGCGGCUAAUCAAUGUAUUUCAAGGUUGCCAUACGAAACGCACCUGCAGUAUAUAUGUUUUACCGGACGCGUUUAGCAUGCAAGUAUGCGUUACCGUACGCAUUAGCCUAGAUUUAUUAUAUGUAGAUUAAUAUGGUCGACUUGAUUAAAUGUGCAUCACUCGAACUAUUAUGUGUCUGCCCAACAAUACGAGAAGAAUAAUUUGGCAUGCAGAAAUCGUGAAUCUAAUUUGCCUGGACUAAAAUACAGAAGUGAAAGUCACAAUCAUUGAUACAGUCAACAGUAUCAGAUAUCCCCAACGGACGUGACACAUUAAAUUCACAAAAAAAAAAGUUUACAAAAAGCAAUAAACUAAUUUAACAAUGCAUAAUGCUCCAUGAUUAUUGUGUCUACAAAAUCUGAUACUUGCAAUCGCCGUUCCUGUAAUAAUAAAAAUUGCAUAAUAUACAAUAUAUUGCGCCAGUAUAUAAUUUAUUGCAGUUGUAAUCACAAGAAGCGCUGUCCACAAGAAGCAACAAGACUCUUUGAACGUCUUGACAGAUUAGACGAACAGAUGCGACGAUUUUUUUAUGUUGUACAAGACAUAUUAAAAAAUAAAAGAGUAAAACGUUCACCAACGAAACCAACUGUUUUACCAAUUACAUCGGUGGAACAAAUGGAAGCUUUUGAACAUAUAGAAGAAAUCGUUUAUUUAACAGUGGUACGUUAUUUUGAAUUUUUUGGCGGCUUCCAUAUAAAAGAAAUCAUAAAUACGUGCUUGAAGGAAACAGUGCACGAUUCUUUGACAGUAUUUUACAUUUUUUACAAGGUGCAAUAAUACAAAUCACAAAUCUUUUUCUCAAACUUGUCUUGUGCAGGCAAUUUUCGGUAAAUUGUGUUUUAUAAUUAUUUUUAAUUAGCGUUUUAAUUUCUAUUCGUAUAUACUGGAAAUAAUUUAUAAAAUAAUUUUAGAAAUUAUUUUUCUA